Empidonax traillii (willow flycatcher) is the source of this 2690-nucleotide messenger RNA. RefSeq names its product platelet and endothelial cell adhesion molecule 1 (gene PECAM1). Gene Ontology annotation, biological process: cell surface receptor signaling pathway. Gene Ontology annotation, molecular function: transmembrane signaling receptor activity. The coding region runs from base 279 to 2471 and encodes 730 amino acids. The record is from RefSeq and is a predicted model, not a curated record. The transcript has 16 exons. Lineage: Eukaryota; Metazoa; Chordata; Aves; Passeriformes; Tyrannidae.
GUCACUUCCUGACCAGUAAUCUGCCUGGGAGCAGCAGAUAGAUUCUCAUUGUUUGCCAUUUCCAGUUUCCAGUAAUGGGAACGAUUACUUGAUCCAGCCAGUUUGCUGUGGAGGAACCUGGGAUAACUUACAGAUCUUCAUGGCAAAUUUCAAUCGGCUUCCAUAAAAACGCCAAGGGAUUAAAGGCCAGAAGGUGGUUUUUGGUACCUGGAGGCGUCACCUCUGAUGAUGAAUAUUGUUUGAUUUGUGGGGUUGAGUGUCUGUCCUUCAGGAACGAGAUGUAUCUUGCUCUUCUGGUGAUUUUCUUGCAGUGUUCAGAACUUUACGCUCAGGAUAAAGUUUUUACUUUCAACACGGUUGAAAUCAAGGUUCAGCCAUCUGUCAAAGUGAGGAAUGGAGCUCCCAUGUCAAUCAUCUGCCACGCUGACAUCAGCAAAAGCGCCGAUUUCCAGCUGAGAUACAAUUUCACGAUUUUUAAGGACCGCAAGCUCGUGUUCAUGACUGUGGCAGACACGGGAGAGGCACGGUAUGAGAUCCCCGUGGCCAGGUCAUCAGACACGGGGGACUAUCAGUGCACGGUGAGAGCAGAGAAAAAGACACGGUCAAGUGACCCCGUCCACGUUUGGGUGGCAGGAAUGACCAAGCCAAUCCUGACUGCUGACAAGAGGGAUGUUUUGGAGGGCGAAGUUGUGAAGUUACGUUGUGAGCUGCCCGAAGAAGAACCCCCUUUACUGUUCUGCUUCCGGAAGACAAAGAUGAAUUCAACGCCCAAAGAAACCUGUGUACCUGAGUCUUACACCAACUUCUCCGAACUGGAGGUUUCUGUUGAAGAAGGAGACCAUAUUUUACAGUUUGACUGCUUUGGUAGGAGAAAUGUAAAGCUUGAAUGGGAAGAGUCAGCACGGAGCAACAAAACCUUCGUUACGGUCAGGGAACCUUUUAUAAAGCCCACUCUGACCACUGUGCCCUCCAGUAAUGUCACAGAAGGAGACCAAAUACAGUUUGAGUGCUCCACUGCCGUGGUUCGAAUGCGGGACCUCGAGAUCAUCCUCCAGAAAAACAAAACAAUCCUGAACAGUGUCCAGGAUAAGAAGCUUCUGAGAUACUCUACAGUAGCUACUCUAGAGGACAGUGGGGAAUACCUGUGUAAGGUGGAGCAAGGGGGAGCAUCUAAAACCACCAAACUGAAUGUUGUUGUGUCAGAGUUAUUCCCCAAGCCAACACUGAUUGCCUCUAUGACUAAGCUGGAUAAGAAUAAAGAGUUAAUUUUGAAUUGCAGCAUUAAUGGUUUUCAGAAAGCGAACUUCUCUAUCCUACGGAAAAAUUCCAAUGGAGACAUCCCACUGAAAAGUUCUCAGAGCUUAAAAAUGAGAGUUAAUGUGAAUGAUACUGGCUCUUACACCUGCAAAGCUGAAGUAAAAGGAAUAGUCAAGGAGAGCAGACCUGUAAGGAUUAAUGUUUAUGCCCCGGUUUCCAAGCCAACUCUUUCCGUCGCCGGGGGUUUGCCCGAGGUGGUGCUGGGGAAUCCCCUGCAGCUCAUCUGCCACUCGGUGAUGGGGACGCCCCCCAAAACCUUCAGGUUCUACAAAGGGGAUGAAGUUGAGAAAACAGUCAUUAAUGACACGUAUGCCACCUUCUUGGAUGAAAAUAUUAGGCUGAAUGACAGGAGGGGUUACAGAUGUGACGCUCGAAAUAACCACUCCAGCGGUGUGAAAAGCAGCGACGUCCUGAACGUCACAGUAAUUGUGCCAGUCAGGGAUGCCAGCCUGGGCAGUGUCCCCUACAGAGAAGUGGAAGAUGGCAGCGAGACCGCUUUUCUCUGCUCGGUCAGAGAAGGCUCUUGGCCAAUCCUGUUCAGGUUUUUUAAAAAAACUGACCGUGAGGUUCUUCUGUUUGAAAAAGUGGAGCAUGCAGACAGAGCCAUGUGGCACAAGAAGACAAUGAAGAGGCAGGACACGGGGACAUAUUAUUGUGUGGCCUCUAACAGAGCCAAUGUGGACGUGAGGAGCCGCCCCAUCACCAUCAGUGUCAUCUUGGCAGCUUGGAAGAAAGGAGUCAUCGCUGCCCUGGUCCUGGUCACCGUUGCAGGAGCAGCAGCACUUGCCCUGUGGUGGUUUUUGCGCAAGAAGAAAAAGGCUAAAGGACCAUCCAUGGAGAUGUCUGGCUCAGCCUUGGCUGCAAACUUGACAAAUGAAAAGCUGACGAGACAGCCCAGUGAUGGGGACUAUUAUCCAGGAUCAGGUUACAUUGAAGAUAGUGAAAAUCACAUGAAAUCAGCAGAUGAGAGUAAAGGCCCUGACCUUGAGAGUGCUGAGGUGGAGUACACUGAAGUGGAAGUGUCAACGCUCGAUCCUCACAGAGCUCCUGUACAGAAGGGGACUGAAACAGUUUAUAGUGAAAUCAGAAAAGCUAAUAAUGGUUCUCUGGAGAACAGGCACUCUAGAAUAUCAGGGCAUCCUGAUGCUACUUAGAACAGUCAUCUCAAAGAUCAGCUGGGAGAAGAGAACAAGCCGAGAUGGAAGACGUUGCAAACAUUUCAAAGGCUCCGCAGCAGUUAUUUAUGAGUUUGCCAGACUCUUCUUUUCAAAGAUUAUUUCCUUAGAGGGAACAAUAGGGAUGUUCCUAAAGCAUUUAAUGGAAAAAAUUGCAAAUAAAAACUCCCAUAGGAAAGUGGCUCUAGAAACCACUGA